Messenger RNA from Pelobates cultripes (western spadefoot toad), 8965 nucleotides. The record is from the annotation of a GenBank genome assembly. NCBI's taxonomy places the organism in Eukaryota, Metazoa, Chordata, Amphibia, Anura, Pelobatidae.
GUUGCCUACCUCAUACCAAGUAAUUUAUCGUUUUGCAGUGUUUAGCAUGCAUAGAGACAAGUGGGGCUAGAAAUCUUUUUUAGUUGUUUUUGCUAUUGUUUGGGAAUACAUUCACAAGUAUCUGGUCCUCCUUAAGCCACAUUUUUACCAUCAACACUUUUGAUGGUUAUCUUUAACUGGCUGCUUAGAGGUUGCGAGUCUGAAUGUUUUUCUCAUUCUAGAACUGAAAUCCAUGUAGUGUGUCCAAUCUCUCCUCCCACUUCUUGGCUACUGGAGUGAAAGCCAUCUUUAGCCUAGUAAGGCGUCUGUACAUGACAGAGCUGAUGUUUACCAUUCCUCUUCAGAGAUGCAAAUGGACCCCCUAUCCCUCUGGUUCCCUUGUAGCUUACACAUAGUAGGGCUAAAGGAGAACUCUGUGAGCCAGCAGGUAUUGCAGGUUAGCAAUAUAAAUUCCACACCCCUGUAAAUGUGAGAAAUGUUAAAUAAAAUGAACUUGCUUAUUGCAGGCCUUACUAAAGUUUGCUUUGCUUAUUGCUUUUAUUGUAUGUGUAAGCUUGUUCUAAAGUAGUUCUAAACCGUUUUAUGGGAUAUGAAUACUAUAUAACUCUCAAACGCCAAUUUAUAUGUUAACUAUCCAUUUCUAAGAAUUUUCCCAUUUUGUGACGGCCUUAUAGAUUAAAGGGAAAACUAAAUGUCAGUUUGUUUUUCUCAGGCAUCGUUAUAUGUAAGGUAAAGCGGGCACUUAAUUUACCUGUAUUUGACUGAUUUUCCACUUUGUGUUGUUUUGCAGAUAGUGAUGAAAACUUGCAUCUCCCCCGUGUGCUAUUCCGUUUCUGGCAGCCACUGCUCAAGGUCUUGCAUGCUCAGGCAUUUACGCAGGAAUUAUUGGAGAAAAUGUUCUCUGAAUUAGGUCAUUGCUCGGAGACUGAUAAUGACUUUAGAGCCCACUAUCUUAGCUGUUGGAUAUCAGAGAUCUUGACAGCCAAUCAAAGAGCUGGUAGGUUUGGGGAAUUGGCAACAUACAUUCUGAGGAAGAUGAGCCUCAAAUGUGAAUGAAAAGCUCAAUUUAAUAAAUUGCCAGCAACUGUUCAUUUUGUUUGACAUGCCUGUUGGAUUGGUGCAUGAAAGCACCUCAUAAAAGAAAAGGUGCCUGAAAGAGUUUUGUGAAAUAGCCAAACCUAGAUAAAUGUAUUUCUAAAAAAAAAAACCAUAAAAAUAUAAAGUGCAAUAAUAUAUGUACUAAAAAAAAAAUAACCCAUCCCAAGAUGGCAACUUAAAAAAGGAGAGUGGAUGUGUGCCUCUUGGACAAUCACUCUGGGAGGGGAACCUUAGAUCCUGUAACCGGCAGAUCCAAAAUCAGGACAAGGAUGGAGAUGAGUCAGAUAUACAGAGAUAUUGGUGAUAUUUUUUUUAAAGAUUAUAAACUUUAAAAACAUCAGCACUGGAGUUCUUUAUCAAUAAGUGGACUGAGGAUUCAACUUCUUAGUCCAGGCUUCCUCAAACUUUGGCUCUCUAGAUGUUGCUGAACUACUACUCCUAUGAUUCUAUGAAUGAAAUAGACUGUCUGAGAAUCAUGGGAGUUGUAGUUCAGCAACAUCUGGAGGGCUGGAAUUUGGGAAGCAUGUCUUAGUCUCUUCUGGAUUCAUGACAUCACAUGAUGAUGUGUUUCACCCCUCCCAUUUGGGCUUUGUUUAUAUAUUGGCAAUAUCUCUGGAUACCUGGCAGUCGUCUCCAUCUCCAAAGUUCUCAAGGCACUGAAUGUCUAAGCUGCACACAGCCACUCUCCCUUUGUAAAGAUGCCAUAAUUGGGUGGGAUUUUUAAAGCAUAUAUUUUUAAUAACAUGCAAUAUAUUACUGUAUUUGUUUUUAUCCUUUCAGGAAUUUACAUCCGUCUGGCUAGAAUUAUUUCAAAAAAUUCUUCUAUGGACAUUUUAUUUUUUGAGGUGCCAUCAUUAAAGGGAAUUAUGUCGUUUAUGGGAUUUUGUUUAAAUUCUAUAACUUCAUGGAAUGCACCUUUUAAAGUACAUAUUGUCUACAUGUGUUGCCUCCCUUCUAGUGCUGUGAAAGAAUACUUCGUCUAUAUUAGUUUAAAAUUUUUGUUUAAAUUAUUAUUUUUCCUCAAACAGAGAGAAAAUGCGUCAUUCCCUCUCGCAAUCAGGCAGCAGUGAAAAGCAAAUGGAAACUGUUUGCUCACCGGGUGGGUUUGCAGUGGAAAAAAUUAAUGCAGAAAUGCCUUGAGUCUCCGUGCCAAGCGACUCCAGACCUCUUAAGACUGUAAGUAAGCCCUGCAUAUUGCAAAAACUGAGAAUCAACACUAUGUAACCAAGUCAACUAUACAGAACUGGAAAAGAGUUGGGAGUAAAACUGGUCUCCUUAAUUGUCAAUAUUAUGGAAACCAUGCAUGGGCAGGCUGCAAAAAGAAUUGGGUAAAUGGGAGGUUUUAGUUAUGGGGAAGGGCUAGAAUAUUUGAACUUGUUUACGUGAAAUAAAUAAAACACUUUUCAGGAGGAUAUGAUCUAUUUACACACCAGUAGCCCAAAACCACUCCCUGUUCAUUCAUAGGACUGUACAACUGCAAGAAAUAAAACAUGAAAGCUCAAAGAAUGGAAUUUUUUUUCAUGUGGCAGUAGAAUUCUUUUCAGUAAGCACAAUAAAGAUGUUGAUGCCUAAAGUGGUGGUGAUAUCGGCUUUGUGUAGUUUUUUUUGUUUUUUUUGUUUGUUUGAUUGGGGGGAAAAAAACAGGAAUAUUCAAGGAUUUAAUAGUUAAUAUGUGGGUUAUAACUCUUGGCUCUGAAAGACAAACCAUUGCCAUUUUGGGGUCAAGAAAUAAUAUUUUCCUGUUUUGUUACAGAAUUGGAAUAUACAAAUUUAUUAUUUUUUGUCUUAUUUUUAGAUUGACCGAAUAAAUUAAUUUUUUUUUCCCCAGCUUAUUUUUUACUAUGCCUUUUAGGUUUACUAAACCUAGUUAAAAUAAUGCAUCUGUGAUGUUUGAACAGAGGAAGACUUCUUAAAACCAUAUGCUAACAGGAUUAUUCACUAAACUAAGAAUUGUGGAGCAUCAGCAAUAUAAUAGCAAAUUUUAGAUUAGAGCAGUCAAAUUAGAAACACUCUUCAAUAUGACUGAGCUCACCUAUCUCAACUUUUUCUUGCCAACUAUUUAACGUUCCUAGGUUAGUAAAUUAUUUUACUUGUAUUUAGAACAAACAAAUUACUGUAGGUUGUAUACAAAAUAUGUCCUGGUUUUUAAUUUAUUUUUACCUCAUUGCACAUUAAAGGGAGUUUCUCUAGACUCUGAAUAAAUAUUCCCUUAUUAAUGCGUUAAAAAAUAAAAUAUCUAAAAAAAUUUUUUAAAGAAACGAAGAUGUUCAGUAUUUUCGCUUCUGCAAUGCGCUUACAAAAUGAGUGAAAACACUCAAAUGUUGUUUAUGUUGUGAUCUACCCCAAAAUUCUUUGUUCUCUUUUUACAUGCAGCUCAUCCUGUCUAGCUGACAUAGUUUAUAUGCAUCAUUGAGUGUCACAGUCUCCUUCAAUCCGCGUUGUGGAAUGUCUUUGAGAGUGUUGAGCAUAUUUCAUCAUAUAUACACCAAGAAGCAGCGAUUUGUGUUCUUCUAAAAUCUUAGAACAGAUUCCAUAGACACUGCAUUAUAUAACUUUACAAGAUUAUAUUGCAGUCAAGCAACAGUGCACGGUCUACUGAUGAUUAAUUUUAUGAUCCUGAAAAUAACACCAAUGUAUACUUUAAAGGAAAUAAUUGAUGAAUCUUUUGAAGCAGACACACAUCUUCUUAAUUUUUUUUUCUUUAGGAUCUUUGCAUAUAUGAAGCCCAGUCUAUCUUCUAACACCCAGGAGAAGCUUCUGUGUCUCUGCUCUAUCUAUGUUCAGGAUGAUGACUCUGAUGUAUCUGUGGACUACAGUGACCAGCCCAUUUACACGGUGGAAAGCCUGGAGUGGAAAAUAAGGCAGGAAUCCAAGAGCAGAGGUUUUAAUUCAUGGGCGAGACCAGCAAUGGAAGAAGAGGAAGAACCGGACACUAGUGAGCACACAGAGGAUGAAGAGAUGAUUACUGAAGAGUCCUAUGAGGAAGAAUACAUUCAAAUAAUAAAUGCAAAGAUGGCUAAAGAGCAGAAAACGGCAUUACAGGGCUCUGCAUGGAGUGUUAGUGCAGGUAUAAGCAGUUUAUCUAAAUUUCUAUUGUGAGGUUAAAUUCUUUUAAAGAACUAUUGUUACUUUAAUGAAAUGCCUUUGUCACACCAUCUAGGCUGCCAUUCAGACAGCUGGGAGGAUUUCCUACAUAAUCGCCUUUUUAAAGGAUCACUAUAGUGUCAGGAAAACAAACUCCUUUUCCUGACACCAUAUAAUCCUUAGGUCUCCCCCUCCCACUGGGCUGAAGGGGUUAAAACCCCUCAAGCCACUUACCUUUAUCCAGCACGGGCUCCCUUGGCGUUGGUGACCUCUCCUCCCCCUCUGACGUCAGCUCCUGAGUGGAGCCGAAUGCACAUGCGCGGCCAGAGCAUUUAAACGCCCAAAAACGUACGACUUUGUGUGAUCAAUGCGAUUUUCGCAUUGAGCAUCACAGAAGUGCCCUGGAGGCUGUCUUCCUGAAACUGCUAUGUUUACAGCUGCAGGGUUAAAACCUGGGGGACCUGGCACCCAGACCACUUCAUUGAGCCGAAGUGGUCUGGGUGACUAUAGUGGUCCUUUAAGUAUAUUUCACAGUGGAUGUCAGUGGUUGCACCAAUCUCUGUGCCUGCCCUUCGUAUAUUUCUGAGUGAGGUGUACAUGUAUUAUAGCUCAGUGACGCGUAUGAUUGGCCAGUAGCACACAUGCAGGAUUUGGCUUCUGACUGGACAGUGUCCAGCAUAGAUUCGAAAGGCGCUGCUGGAUAAAAAAAUGACAGGGCACACAGCAGCUGCACAAACUAGUUCUGCAGUAAAUCUAAGCUAGCUUUCUUAUAUAAAUCAAUGCAAUGCAUUUUGCCACUACAUCUACUGUAUGGUUAAAAAAAAGUGUGUGUGUGUGUGUGUGUGUGUGUGUGUGUGUGUGUGUGUAUAUAUAUAUAGGUAUAUAUACACACACAUUUGUGUCUCUUUAAAAACAAUAUGGCAUGUCGUGAAACUUGACAUGACGUUGAACAUAAAAUACAAUAACCGUACAGCUCUGCCAUUAACAAUUUAUAGUCUAGGUCUGGGAGGAGGUUGGGGGGGGAAAUGGAUGCUGAAGAUCAAGAUUGGUUAGAGGUGAAAUGUUUUAAAUCCAAUGGAGAUGAAAUGUGUAAGAACUAUUGUCAUUCUCCAUUGACCAAUGUUUCAGGUGACUGUUCUGUAUUAUAUCAUGGGCAUACAUGUUUUAUAACUCUUGUUUAAUAUUUUGCUCACCAGGACAAUAAUGUAAUGUACCCAAUGUUAUUAAACCUAGGAGAUAAAGAUUCUUUGUUUUUGUCUUUCAGAUAAUGUGAAGUGGGGUGAGUAUCCUCUUGGUGUUGUUCCGGGACAGAUUGAUGAUCCAGGCUGCCUUAUGAUUGAGCGCUACUCUAUCAUGUCUGUGCUUGAACAGCAGGAUGCAGAGGGAAAGCAGAAUGGACAUGCUGACGCCACAAGGUAAAUAUUGAAUCUCAACUGAAAUAGUUUGUGUUGCAAAAUUGUGAAUUAAAUUGUAAUACCAGGAAGUAAGCCAGCAGUUUCCAUGUUUAGAUGCAGUCUAGGCAAACAACUCUUUCAGAGCAUGGCAAAUAAAGCCUGGUUUGCCAACCAGCAAAGCGGAUAUUUGUCUACAGAUGGCUAAUCUUACCACAAAUGUGCAUUUUUUUUAAUUUUUUUUUCCCUUUUCAGAUAUGUUUGCAUGGUAAAUGAGAAAUCUACACCCAGAAGAGGUUUUUUUUUUAAGGCUUUUGAUAAGUAACUCUAGACCUGUAGCAAAUUGACUAGAAUUCAGAGUUCUAGUUCCAACAAUACAUUUAGCAAUUUAUUUGAGGGGUUUGUGGUGUUAGGGUUUUUUUUUUCUUCUUACGAUUCCAGAGGUGAAAUAAGUGAAUUCAAGCCACACUGUACCAUAGCUAGACAAAGAAAAAAUCCUGCUGUAUCUGGAAUAUCUUUGAACCGUAAAAGCUGUAAUAGACCAUAAAAGAAAGGGUGACGAUUAGGAAAAGGGGGAGAAAAGGGAAGUCUGGGCUCAUAAAAUUGGGGAUCCCGAUAGUAGCUCUGCAUACACAGAAAAAAAAGUACGUAGCAACUAGUUAAUAGGAAAGGUGGGGGCACACAUACAGGAAUGGAAAAGGUGAGAAAAGAAUGGGCAAAAAAGACGCCCUAUCUAAACCAUUUGAAACUGUCUGAGAAGAGAGUCCUUAAAAUAGCAAAAUAGUAAGAGAUAGGGAGGAGGAGGAAUAUAACAGUCCAAAAAGCAUUUCCCAAUGUAGAUACUAAGGUCCCCUAUAACUCAAAGUAACUCAGGUUGAAUGGACUAAUGGAGGUUACUACCUCACAGAAAGAAAAGAGAGAGUGCCCACACUACGAACAGAAAGACAGGUGAGCUGUAAUGCUAGGUGGAUGAGUCUUCAGGGGUGAGCAAACCCAACCCCUAAGCUGAGACCAGACCACCCCAACAAACCUGACACUGUCCAAGCACCAAAACCUAAAUAAACGAACUUAAUUAAACCAUACUAACUACCUAAGUGCUACCUAGUGCAGAAUAAUAAAAUAAAGAGACGCUCAACUCUCGUUUCGGCGUAAAUAUACACCGUCGUCAGGAGCUAUUAAGUUGCAUGUCCCACUCUCGGAUUUAAAUACUUCCAUUUGAGAGAAAGCUGAUCCGACAUGCUGGGAGGGGGGGAAGUGAGUGAUGGCAAGUCGCCACUCCCCCUGCUCAACGUCUCGUCAGUUGGCCCACAGCCAUUGGAUUAGAGCCAUGCCUGUCCUGCAAGCUGGGAGUGGGGAGGCAAGUGGCGUGGUAUCGCCACACCCCCUACCCGAUGUCACGUCAAUUAGCGAACGCUAGACCGAUCGAUGCAGGGGGGUGGCAGCUAGGCACACCUUCUUCUGACAUUGCGGCUAGCAAAAGAAUGAUUAACGGGUGACGAAAUUUAUCGUCACGCCUACUGAUCGUGUUCGGGCAUAAAUCAACUGUGCCAGCAGUGAUUACAAGGUGGAUCAAUGUGUCAGAAUAUUGACACAAAUCCCUUUGGUCUUAAUUAGUGUAUAUCCACUAUUGGAAUGGUAGGCAAAAAGUCCCAAUGGUGCAUCUCUUAGAAACUUACUAAAUGUUCCAAGAUCAUGUUGAGUCUAUAUGGUACUACUGUUUAUAUGGUACCAUUUAAGUAAUAACAUUAUGGUGUUAGAACUCCAUAAUUAUUAUACUUCAUGAUAUCAUAAUAUCUAAUGUUUAAGAAACAGGCUUCCACUAUUGACCCUUUGUCAAAAAGGUCUCUCUAUAUAGCUGCACGCGUUUAAACAUAAAGGAGGAUUUACCUUAGCAAAUUAGGGCUCAUAUGUCCUGAUAUCCUUAAUUGUCUACGUGUGGUGCAUCCAUGUGAAAGUAUAUGCUCAGAGUAUAUAGGGAUGUCCUGAUUCUUAACUAUUUGGGCAAAUUGGAAAAAUAAAGAGGUACACCAUUAGGAGUAUAAGUAUUAAUACUGAGUGGUUGUGGGGAACGAUAUCUAGGAUCAGCCAUAAGGUAUAGUAAGGUACAAACCAGUGGGAUCUAUGCAAACUAUUUAAUAUGAAAAAAUUAAAAAACUUUAAUUAGUUAUUUACAUAUAAACAUAUUUACCGACCGCAUACAAUCAAGUAGAAUAGGUCGGUACAUUCUCUUUUUUUUUUUUUUUUAUGUAAAAGUAAGGGGAACUUCUUUAUGGGAUAGUUGAGAAACAGCCAUGUUGCAAGGUAUACCAUACAAUGAUUUAUAUGUAGUGAGGAGAAAGGGUAGAGAAUGAAGGCAAGCUCCUACUCAGCAUGCUCAUCAGUUGAUGAGCAUGCUGAGUAGGAGCUUGCCUUCAUUCUCUACCCUUUCUCCUCACUACAUAUAAAUCAUUGUAUGGUAUACCUUGCAACAUGGCUGUUUCUAAACUAUCCCAUAAAGAAGUUCCCCUUACUUUUGGUUACUGAUGUGGUUGUAGUCCCAAAGAUGAGCUGUGGGCUUACAUCCCUAGCUGUGAGUUACUUGGAAACAAAAAUAUGCACAGCAGUGUCCUAACUUGGAAAUCUCUGCAAGGAGCAGCAACAGAUUGUUGGACAAUGUUGCUUCUUCCUUCUGAUGUUCCCAUUAUUACUGCUGUAGAUCUACAGUCUUUGUCAAGUCUUAUGUUCCUAAAUGAUCCUUCUCCCUGAAAGCAACAACUUAUUGGAUUUCAUAAUGCAUUAUGAAACAUUGACAGCCUCAAAGAAUGUACUUUGUGAGCCUUGACUAUUGCUUUCAGGAAGAAAGUCCUUUAUAUGAGUGUUAAGUUCUCACAAGCAGAUCUAAAGUAUUUCCUGACCCCUCUAGUUUGUGACAUGGCAGUUUACAUCAUCAUGUAUGGUAUGAGGAUUCUUAAAGAUCAUUGUGAACAGAACUUAUUAUUUGAGUCCCAAAGAUUAUUUUACAAAAUCAAUGCAUUUUUUUGUUGGCAGCUCUCCUAUUGUGCCCUCUUCCUCACCGGAAACUGUGCUCUGGAGCCAGGCAGAGCUGAAUAAUAUUAAAGCGGGGCUGCGGUUAUUCUGAAGGCUUGUGUUCAUUUCUGUUACCAAUGAAAAUAAUGUAUUUUGGGAGAACAUCCAAGGCUACAUACACAACUGAUCAUUCCAAAACCAAGAGAGAAACUGAGCUGUCUCUUGGACUUUGACUUAGGUGGAUUCAAGUUAUUUGACAAUCUUGGGGGGAAAAAAAUCUGACAAAACGGAGUCCCCUUAAUUGUAGGGCCUUCCCUUCUCCUCCACUCUAGCGUGUUUAUUUUUUUUGUACAUUUAAUAAAAAAUAAAAUCUUAAUAUGGCUGGC